AUGGGUCAAUAUUAUUUACAAUCACUUUUUGUUACUUAAGUGCUUAAUUUUGAGAUAAUUGAUAUGCAAAUUAAAUUUGCUUAAUCUUAUAACUCUCCUAUUUUAUAUUAUAAAUCAUUUGACUAAGUGAAAUAAUAAAAAUUUGAAAGGAUUCAUUUUUCGAAUUUAGUUAUAGAGUCAAAUUUAUUAUUAUUAUCAAACUCAAAAUUUUAAACUGCUAUUAUCUUUGUAGAUUCAGUUCAAUAAACAACUUUAGAAUUAUCAAAUAUAACUUUUGUUGGCAAUAUAUUGCAUGAAUAUGUUUAGAAUAACCUUUAAAUUUCUUCUUUACUUUUAAAUCUAAAUUGUAUUUCGGGAGCCAUCACAAUCACAAAUUCAAAUUUCUUAAUCAAUACUCUUUACAAUGGCACUGAUACUAUUAUCUACAUUAAAAGUCAGUAAAUAGUUUUUUAAAAUUGUACAUUUUAUUAUAAUAGUUAUUUUAAUUAUUAAUUAAUCUAACCUUAUUUAUUAUGGGGAUUUUUAUAAUAUGAAAAAGUAUAUUAUGAACAAAUAAAUUAAUUAUUUCAAGUUAAAUCUACUUCUGGAGUAGCCUAAUUAUUAGUUGAAAAUUUAGAAAUAUUAUUUUGUAAUUUCGAAUAAUCUGUAGGAUCCACUGGAGGAGCAAUGCAAAUUAAAGCUUAAAAUAACAGCAUUAUUUAUAUAACGCAAACAUCAUUUAAGAAUAUCUCUACCACUUUUUCUUUAGAUUUAGGAUUUGGAGGAGCCAUAUAUUAAGACAGCACUUCAGCAUAGUCACUUGAAGUUUCUUUUAAUAAAUUAUAAAUCGAGAAUAUCACAGCUAAAGAAUAAGGAGGAUUCAUUUACAUAAUAUCUAAAGUAAUUAUUACAUUUUAGCAUUUAAAUAUUCAUAAUGUAUUUUCUAAACUUGGAUCCAUUUUAUAUGUAAUCUUUUCCUCUACUACCAAAAUUUAACAAAUUGUUAAACUUAAUUCACUUUUUGUCUAAAAUACAAAAGAAGGUUUUACAAGGUAUUUAAAUAAAUAUACCCAACUUUCAAAAUCAGAAGAAAUAGCAAUAUUAAAUAAUAGAGCCUUAUUUUAGAUUAAUUAAGCAAGCAAUAUUGUUUUAUAAAAUAUUGAGAUUGAUAACAUAAUUUUAGAAUCUGCAUUGCAAAUUAAAAAUGCGUUUCUAGUAUCAAUUCAGAAUUUUAAAAUAUCUAAUAGUAUCAUUAGUAAAGUACUCUUAAAAUUGCAUCCAAAUCAAUGUAAAUAUAAUAUUAUUAACUAGAUCUCUUUAAUGCCAUUCAGAUAAAUGGUAUGAUGAUAUCAAACAUAACUUUUGCAUUACAAUUAAAUAGUUAUAGUUGUCAGUAAUAAACUGUUAAAGACUACACUUUAUUUUUUAAGUGCAUUUCAAAUACCCAAAAUACUUAAGCACCACUCAACUUAUUUUCGGAACAUAUAUAAUAAGACUUUUCUUAUGGAGAUUGCAUUUAAUCUUUAAUACUUCAUUAAAAUAAACAAGAAAAUAAUUUGGUAAUUGAAAAUACUUAAUCUGGAUUAUUGUUAUUUUAAGAACUCACAGACCUAUCUUAAUUUAAAUUGGAUAACAUAUUAUUUACAUAAAUAAAUUGCAUUUUCUGUAGGAAUGGAUUGAUAUUUUAAUCUUUUUUGAAAGUUUAAAAUCUCUUAAUGAAAUAAUACAUUUCUAAACUUAAAGUAACAAAUUCUUCUUGUGGGUUUAAUGGCUGUAUUUAUAUAACAAAAGAAGCUUCAAAUUCACGCCGAUUCCUUUCAAAUUCAGAGAUUUAGUUGAAAUCCAUGAAGUUUGAAAUUUAUAUUGAAAACUAUAUUUGCCAGUUCAAUAGAGCUUAAAUAGGAACUUGUUUAUGUGCGGAAAAUGUUAAAAUCUUAAUAGAAAAUUCAAAUUUUCAAUACAAUAAGGCAUCUGAGAAAGGAGGUGCUCUAAUAAUUAAAAAAAACUUGGAUGUUUUGAUAAAAAAUAGCUUAAUUUAACACAAUUCAGCAUAAAUAGGAGGAGGGAUUUAUUUGUUUAAUUAAUAGGACAUGGAUUAUUUUAAGCUGGGAACUUUAUUUGAAAACAAUAAAGCUGAAUAUUUUGGAAAUGAUAGGGUAUCAAUACCUUAAAAAUUAACUAUUACUUUAACUGAUGAAAAUUUGUUAUUUUCUACAAUUACGAUUGAAUAAACUUAAGAUUUAUUAGUUUAAUAAGUGAUAUUAUAAUCUAGUGUUAUACUUUAGAACUAAUAUCUUUUCUUGCCAAGUGGUCAAAAGAUUUCAUCUUAUUAAGUGUUUUCUAAAGAAAAUAAAUCGUAUUCCCCUUUCAGAUACAAAUUUAGGGUGGUUGCUUUGAGCAAAGAUAACAGUGUAAUGAAAAAUCUGGAGAAUUCAUUUUGUGAAAUUGAUAGUAGAAUCUUAAAUACAUCAGAAUUUCUACAAGAUACGCUAUUUAUUAAUAAUCUAACUAAUCUAAAUAAGAUAAUGUUUAAUGAUUUAACCUAAGAUUAUAAUUUAGAUGAUUUGAUAGUCUAUUUUGAUAAUACAUUGCCUUCAGAUAUUGUUCUAUAAUUGUAAUUUAGAUGUAAUUCAAUUUUAAUUCCUAUUUACAAUUAAUAAUAUCCAUUUAAUUUGACAAAUACUCAUUCUAAUUACAAAUUAAGAUUAAACAUUAAGACUUUGAGUUGUCAAUAUGGUGAGAUAAAAAAUAAAACUGAUUUUUCGUGUAUUCCAUGUAAUAGUGAUUAAGGCUUUUUUUCUUUAAAAAUACAUUCUGAAAAAUGCGAGUUGAAAGAUGAUGUUUCAACAAUAAGUGUCUAACCAGCUUUAUUAAAUUUAAAAUUUGGAUUUUGGAGACCCUAUUUUUAAAGCAAUAUUGUGAGUUAUUGUUUAAAUUUGCAAGAAAAUUGCUUAGGUGGUUGGGAGGAAGGUGACAGUUCUUGUUUUUUAGGACAUAUUGGAGCACUAUGCGAAUAAUGUGAUUUAUAUGAUACAAGAGGAGAUGGACAAUAUUCGGUUAGUUAGAAAUAUUCUUGUGGAUCAUGUUUAGAGGAAGAGAAAAACGCCAUAAUUAUAACAUUCGUGAGUAUAUGGUAAAAAUAUUAUAUAUUAUAUAAGGACUUUAGUUUCGAUAUUAGUGUCAGUGCAAAGUACUUUAAAAGCUAUCGAAGAAGUUGUUAGAAUUAUUAGUGUUAUGAUGUUAGGACUAGUAGUUACUUAAAACACAAAUCAAUCUGCAAUAUUAAUAAAAAUGCUGACAAAUUAUUUGCAGAUCAUUUCUUCAAUAUCUACUUUUUAAUUAAAACUUCCUAAUGGACUACAAAGUACAAUUAAUGUAGUUGGAUCUCCAAUUUAGACUAUGACCUAUUCAUUGGAUUGCUUCUUAUCUCAUGCUUUUACAUUUGAAAUAUAAUAUGGUCGAAUGAUUUGGUAAAUAAUUAUGCCAUUUCUUUAUAUAACCUUCUUUUUAUUUUGUUAUUUACUUGCUGUCAAACUUAAACAUUUAACUUUUAAUAGAAGUGUGAUUACAACUACGCUCAUCUAUAUGUACAUCUAUUUAUAGCCAAGUUUAAUUGGAGGAUUUGUUCAACUUAUAUCAUAUAGAGAAAUCUCAGGCUAUAAAUGGGUUUAAUCAAAUGUUUCUUAAAGAUUUGAUACCCCUGAUCAUGAAAAAUGGAUGCUCGAGCUUUGUUUACCUAUGCUUUUGAUUCUUGCAAUUUUUAUCCCAAUCUAUUUUUUUUUAUGGUCUUUAUAGUAAUUCUAAUGCAUUAGAUAAUAAGAAUGUAAGACUGUAAUGGGGUUAUCUUUAUAAUGACUACACAAAGCAUGCAUACUUUUGGGAAGUGAUCAAAAUUUUACAGAAGCAAUUAAUGAUCAUUUUUUUGACAUAUUAUGAUGACAAUGUAAUUAUUAAAGCAACCAUCAUCUCACUUAUUAUAGGAGUGUACUUGGAAUUAAGUUUAAAGUAUAAACCAUAUAAUCUAGAUAAUCUUAAUAAAUUAGAUUAUUACUCAACAAAUGUCUGUUUAGCUUCAAUUGCACUAGCUAUCGGUAUAUAUGUUUCAGGGUAAUCGAAUUUAUAAGAAAUAUAAAUUCCUUAUGCUAUAAUAAUUUCGAUUUUGAAUUUGCAUAUCACAUAUACAUUAAUAUCUAAGAUACUAGCUGAAUAUUUAAAGGAGAAGAGCAGCAAUUUAGAUGAAAAGAUGGAUAAAUUUAGAAGUACCAUUAGAAAUAUCUUCCCCUUUCUCAAUCAUAUACCAUAUAUGAGAAAAAUUUUGGCUGAUCGUCGUGAGUAACGUAAUCGAGUAGCCAAAUUAUAUAGUAAACUAAAACAAUUUUUAAUACCUUAAGCAAAAGAUAUUAUUGCCUUUAAAAAUUAUUAGUGGUAAAUUGCUAUGGAAAGAAACAUGGAACAAAAUAUAGAAACAAUUCCUUUAAGUUUAAGAAGUCCAUCCCAAGCUAAAGAAAGAUAAUAAUUUAUAAGAAAAACAGUUAGAGAAAGCUCAUUACAUUAAUCUAGAAACACUAUAACUGCAUUUGUAUUUGAAAAAAUGUAUAUAUCAACUUUAUUAAAAAAAUAGGAAACAAAAAAAAGUUGAUUAGAUAGCAGAAAUUUUUGAAAUUAAGAAAUAAUAGAGUUACCCCUAUUCAAAGCGAGAAGUUUAUUGA
Paramecium pentaurelia is the source of this 4688-nucleotide messenger RNA. The record is from the annotation of a GenBank genome assembly. Lineage: Eukaryota; Ciliophora; Oligohymenophorea; Peniculida; Parameciidae.